AUGUACUUCUCACAGCAAAUCGCUUUCGUCGCUGCUCUUGCAGCUUGCGCUUCAGCCCAUGGUGUCGUGACAGAAAUCACCGGUGCCAAUGGCGUCAGCAUGCCCGGUCUGACCAUCCAGGAUGGAACUCCUCGUGACUGCUCUUCCAACGGCUGCGGCUCCCAGGCAGACACUGCCAUCAUCCGCGACCGCGACAUCGCCAGCGGAAAAGCCACUCCUCUCGGUCGCACUCAGGGGCAAUGGGGCGCUGCACCACCCGCCAACCAGGGUGCAUCUGGCAGUGUCGGUGUUGAGGACAACAUCCAACAGGCGCAGAAGAAGCGUCAGUUCCUCGCCGGUCUCCUCGGUGGCGGUGCUGGUGGUGCCGGUGGAAAGGGCGGCAACGCUGGAGCAACUGGUAUCGCAGGUCUCUUGGGCGGUGGUGGUGCUAAGAGCAACGGCCCCCCUGAGGCUCGCGUCGCAGCUGCUACUGGUGCAGGUUCAAGCUCAGGUCUUCCUACAUGUGCCGACGAUGGCACUGUCACCAUGACUCUUCGCCAGAUCAACCAGGACGGCGCUGGCCCCUUCACAGCUGAUUGUGACGGUACCUCCGGAGGAACUGACGAGGCUGCUAUGCAAAAGGCCACUGUCACCCAGGACGUCCCUGGCCUUGGUGUCCAGGGUAUCUCGCUCGCCACCAACACCGAGUUCCAGAUGAAGGUUCAGAUGCCCGCUGGCAUGACUUGCGAUGCUACCGUUGCCGGAACCCCCAAUGUCUGCGUCAUGCGCGUCCGCAAUGGUGCUGCUGCCGGUCCCUUUGGUGGAUCUGUUGCCUUCACCCAGUCGACUGCUGCCAGGAAGCGAUCCAUUGCCUACAGGCUCAAGAAGCGCAUGGAGUUCAACAACCGCAACUAA
Molecule: messenger RNA, 894 nt
Organism: Parastagonospora nodorum SN15
Lineage: Eukaryota; Fungi; Ascomycota; Dothideomycetes; Pleosporales; Phaeosphaeriaceae
Exons: 2
Coding region: 1-894 (297 amino acids)
Source: RefSeq, a predicted model, not a curated record